Molecule: messenger RNA, 795 nt
Organism: Melanotaenia boesemani (Boeseman's rainbowfish)
Lineage: Eukaryota; Metazoa; Chordata; Actinopteri; Atheriniformes; Melanotaeniidae
Gene: hamp
Product: hepcidin antimicrobial peptide
Exons: 3
Coding region: 212-484 (90 amino acids)
Biological process (GO): intracellular iron ion homeostasis; defense response to bacterium
Cellular component (GO): extracellular region
Source: RefSeq, a predicted model, not a curated record
UGCAUCAACCAUCAGACAGCGGAAGGACUCGUAAAAGAGCUGACAAGGAUCAGAUCUGAAGAAAUCCUCUCACCCAGACAAUCAGCAUCCAUCACUGAAGCUGAAGAAUAAAUUGAGGGCAUUGUGGUGCUCUUUGGUGGACGGACACCCAUGAGAGAGAAGACCUAUCAGCUCUAAUCUUCAAAAGACUUAAUAAGCAAACCCAACAAAAAUGAAGGCAUACAGCAUUGCAGUUGCAGUGACACUCGUGCUUGCCUUUAUUUGCAUUCUGGAGAGCUCUGCUAUCCCAUUGACUGGGGUCCAAGAGCUGGAGGAGGCAGGGAGCAAUGACACUCCAGUUGUGGCACAUCAAGAGAUGUCAAUGGAAUCGUGGAUGAUGCCAAAUCACAUCAGGCAGAAGCGGCAGAGCCACCUCUCCAUGUGCAGCAUCUGCUGCAACUGCUGCAAAGGCUACAAGGGCUGCGGUUUCUGCUGCAAGUUCUGAGGAUUCCUGCAACAACCACAAUAUAUUAAUUUAUUCUUCUUUUUUCCCAUCUCUCCACAAGAAUUACCUUUUCUUUACCUCCUCUUCUUUUAGUGCAUUUACUGUUACCAUUUUGAAAGAAAUGAAUAACAGAACAGCACAAUGUCUGAGGAUAUACUCUUUUGUAUUUAUUUUGUAUGUUUUAACUUUUGAACCGUUUUUUUUACAAGCUCAAUGAUGUGAACAUUUCUUAUUUAAUAAUAAGUCUUCUGUUGCAUUCUUUUUCAUUGAAAAUAAUUGGUACUGAAUAAAAUUAUUACUAUCUGAGGCAA